AUGGGGGUGAGGAGGUUAGUGCGGGUGAUGGGGGUGAGGAGGUUAGUGCGGGUGAUGGGGGUGAGGAGGUUAGUGUGGGUGAUGGGGGUGAGGAGGUUAGUGCGGGUGAUGGGGGUGAGGAGGUUAGUGCGGGUGAUGGGAGUGAGGAGACCUGACGGGAUCGGGACCGUGACGGUGGAGGAGAGGGACCGCUUCGAGGAGAUCAAAGAACGCCUCAGAGUCCUCCUGGAGAAUCAGAUCACACACUUCAGAUAUUGCUUUCCCUUUGGACGGCCGGAGGGAGCGCUGAAGGCCACUCUGUCUCUGCUGGAACGGGUAUUAAUGAAGGACAUAGUGACACCCGUUCCCCAGGAGGAGGUGAAGGACGUCAUCAGGAGGUGUCUGGAACAGGCUGCUCUCGUCAACUACCAGCGGCUCUCAGAAUACGCCAAACUGGAAGAGAAUGUAGGACGGUUAGUCACUCCUGCCAAAAAACUGGAGGACAACAUUCGUCUGUCGGAGCUGGUGAUCGAGGUGCUGCAGCAGAACGAAGAGCAUCACGCUGAGGCCUUUGCGUGGUGGUCGGACCUGAUGGUGGAGCAUGCGGAGACCUUCCUGUGCCUCUACGCCGUGGACAUGGACGCUGCUCUGGAGGUGCAGCCCCCCGACUCCUGGGACAGUUUCCCUCUCUUCCAGCUGCUCAACGACUUCCUCAGAGUUGACUAUAACCUGUGCAAUGGGAAGUUCCACAAACACCUGCAGGACAUGUACGCGCCGCUGGUGGUGCGCUACGUAGACCUCAUGGAGUCGUCCAUCGCUCAGUCUAUUUACCGGGGCUUUGAGCGGGAGUCCUGGGAGCCAGUCAAGUACGUGCCCACUCUCUGA
Knipowitschia caucasica is the source of this 864-nucleotide messenger RNA. NCBI's taxonomy places the organism in Eukaryota, Metazoa, Chordata, Actinopteri, Gobiiformes, Gobiidae. The record is from the annotation of a GenBank genome assembly.